Messenger RNA from Adineta steineri, 1227 nucleotides. NCBI's taxonomy places the organism in Eukaryota, Metazoa, Rotifera, Eurotatoria, Adinetida, Adinetidae. The record is from the annotation of a GenBank genome assembly.
AUGUUAGAAAAAUCUUAUCCAUCCUACUAUGCUUAUAUCGCUAACAAUCUCAGCUUGAUUGGAAUUGUUUUAGAGAAACAAAUGAAAUUUGAUGAAGCCUUGGAAAUAUAUAAUCGAGCAUUAAAAAUGCAAGAAGAUUUUUAUUCACCUGAACAUAUUGAAUUAAUUGAUACACUAGCGAACAUUAGUCACAAUUUAUCUAUUCAAGAAAAAGUAGAUGAAGCUCUUGUCUUCUCUCAGCGAAUAUUAACAAUUGAACAGAAUAAUUUGUCAUCAGAUCAUGUCAGCAUUUCAUAUAGUUUCAAUAAGAUGGGACAUUUAAUGGAAAAGAAAAAAGAAUUUACUCAAGCAAUUCAAUUUCAUCAACAAGCAUUAACAAUUCAACAGAAAUGUUUUCCAUUGGGUCAUUCUUCGAUUAUUACUACUCUUCAGUUUAUUGGUAAAAUUUAUAAAAAUCAAUGCCAAUACGAUCAAGCUCUCGAGUAUUACCAACAAGCACUCGACAUCAAUGAAAAAUGUUAUUCAUCUAAUCAUAUUCAAUUAGCUUCGAAUUUUAUUCGGAUUGGGGAUGUUCUAAGUGCACAAGAAAAAUUCGAUGACGCAUUAGAUUUUCAAAAUCGAGCAUUGACAAUUCAAGAAAAACAUUUACCAUCUUCGUAUACAGCCGUUGUGAAUAUUCUAAUGGAUAUUGGUCGAAUAAAAGUGAAGCAACGCAAUUUUGAUGAAGCUCUUGAUGAUUUCUCUCGAGCAGUUACUUUACUUCAAGAAUAUGGUCCACUUAAUCACUCUGAACUUGUCAAAAGUCUCCAAUGGAUUGCAUGGGUUUGGAAUGAAAAACGAUGUUAUCAUCGUGCUAUUGAAUAUCUUCAACAAUGUUUAUACAUCCAAGAAGCUAGUCUCUCUCCAGAACAUUUAUCCAUUGCAACUACUCUUUCAGAUCUUGCUGAAGUUCAACGAACUCGAUAUGAAUAUCAAUUAUCAUUAAUAUAUGAAAUGAAAUAUUAUUCAAUCAUCGAAAAAGUUCUCUCACCAGAUCAUGAAGAUAUUAUCAACAGUUUAUCAAAUAUCGCUCAAUGUUAUGAACAUCUUAAUGAACUUCAAAUAGCUUUAAAAUAUUAUCAACGAAUACUAACAAUCUAUGAGCAAUCUCAGUCUUAUUCAUUUGACCAAAAACAGACAGUUAUUGAUAAAAUUAAUGAACUCUCAACACAAAUAAAUGAAGAGUAG